ACGAAAGAAAACCAUUCUUCGAUACUACAUUUCUUUAAGAUGUUCUAUUCGCUUUAAAUUCGUGAAAUAGAAUUGUGACAGUAGUAAUUUGUAAAAAUUUAGAUGACGCUUAUAAUUAUAAAGAGCCCGGCAAGUCUUUCACUAAUUAUCAAAUGGGACAUUAGGAGACGGUGAUGAAACACCGUACAUAGAAAACAACCCUCCCUUGUUUAGGCCGGUUGAACAGAACGCAACUGAAAUCUCAAAGUAAACAACAUACUCUUAUUUCAAUUCAACUUGGAUCUGGAAUCUCGUCUAGUGCAGCAGUUGUAGCCUAAUCAUUGUCAUUCAGUCAGCGUUGGGUCUUCAUACUCCAGAUCUCGUAAAAGAUCCGAAUAUUUUGGAACGAAACCAAAAUUUUAACAAGAUUUGUUGGUAAUUUACUGCUAGCUAGCUACUAGGCUACCUACCUAUAGCUAGCCUAGUAGGUAUGUUCCGGGUAGCCUAGGCGUAAGGUAUCCUAUCGUAAGUGCUGAAUUGGUUUCACUCCCAGUAGUGGGCGGAGGGUAUCGCCUAGUCAGAACGAGUGCACUAAAGCGAAUUUCAAAAUUCUAGCUGCCAACAAAUAGAAACUAUAGCUAUGUAACUACUUGAUGCAGUGCAGAAAACAAGAGUUCUCAUGUGUCACAAGGAUUGCAGUGAAAAGUGAGGAUUACAUAUUAGGAAAAUAUACCCAAUCUUUUGAUUAAUAAACCGGUGCUUUCCCAUAUGUAUACUGAGGUCCAGGCCGUAGUGAUAUAAGAGUAAUGGUUUGUUUCCAGUUGAUAGUUGAGGUUUUAGAAAAAUAGAAGUUCAUGGAAGGAUAAAUUUUGUGUGGUGAUUUUAGAAAAAUUAUUUUAAUAAAGUAAUAUUGGUAUAAGAGGUUAAUAAUCUAAUGAAUAAUGUUAUGUGCCUCUAUUAGAGGAUCUUGGAGACUGUAAUACCAGGUUCAAAAUUUUACAUGAAUAUUGUCCAUAUAUUAAGAAAUUUCUUAGUAUGAAGGGAAAUCAGUUUUUUAUUGGACAGAAUACUGAUUAGUAACUCGGUAUGAUUAAUAAGCGACUGAUUGAUUUUAUUAAAAAAGCUCUGAUUGAAUUUGGUUUAUGAGCACCUGGUGUUUUUACCUGGAAGGUUUAGUGAAGGUUUUGUAGACAUGCCAUAAAUAUAUUGUGAAGGUCUGUAUUCAACCUAAAUUCAUCUCAUUUUAUUUUUGUAUAAUGAACAAAGAAAUCCUUGGAUAUUUAAUUUAUUUCACUUUUUCAUAUGUAAUGUUGGUCUUAAACAGAUUUUUUGUUGUAGGUUAAAGCUUUAAUUAUUAAGCAUGGAAACUCAAGUUAUGGUUACAGUGAGCGAUGACAAUAGCACCAUGAAUGUUACACAUGUCACAGAACAUGCUUAUCAGGAAAGUAGAGAUGAGUAUUGUGAUGGCAUGAACUUACUACAGCCAGACAGCAAAGACAAUCGCUCAAGGUCUUUUACAUGUAAAGAAUGUGGUAAGUCCUUUUUUACCAAUUGCCAUCUUAAAGAGCAUAUGAGAAUUCACUCAGGAGAGAGGCCAUUCUGUUGUACUUAUUGUGGAAAGUCAUUUUUAAGAAAAAGUCACCUGAAAGUGCAUACGAGAAUCCAUACCGGAGAAAAGCAGUUUAGCUGUACAUAUUGUGGUAAGAGAUUUAGAGAAAAGAGUUUUUGCACAACACACGAGAAAACUCAUGUGGGAGAAAAGCUGUUUACUUGUUGUGAAUGUGGAAGAGCAUUUAAAGAAGAGCAAAGUUUAGCUCUGCAUCAUAUGAGAAUUCAUACGGAGGAGAAGCCAUAUUUUUGUACAAAUUGUGGAAAGAGGUUUAGUGAAGAAAAAUCUCUUGCUAGUCACAUGAGAAUGCACCGUGACAGACAGUUCUCUUGUCCAGAGUGCAAUAAAAAAUUUAUUGCAAAGAGUCAUCUUAAUUUGCACUUGAGAAUUCACACUGGAGAGAAACCAUAUCAUUGCCAUGAUUGUGGAAAGAAAUUCACAUACAGUAAUUCUUAUAAAAAACACAUGAAAAUUCAUUCUGGUAAGAAGCCAUUCAGUUGUUUAGAAUGUGAAAGGGGUUUUAUUCAGAAGCGUGACCUUAUGUUGCACAUGAGAACUCACACAGGAGAGAAGCCAUUCUCCUGUUUAGAAUGUGGCAAAAGUUUUCAAAGAAAAGAAUAUUUGAAAAUACACUUAAGAAUUCACACUGGAGAAAAACCGUAUCUUUGCACCGAAUGUGGAAAGCUUUUUAGUCAGAAAUCGUCACUGAAUGCACAUUUGAAACUCCACAAAGCAAAUGGAUUACAUGUAUUAUCAGAAGAGGAAAGUAAAGUGAGUGACCUAGACAGGAGUCCCAUGGUGCCUGUUAAGUGUGAAAUAGAAGAAAUUGAUUGUGAUACGGUUGACAGUAACUCAGAUCAGAAAGGGAAAUCUGAUUUUGAAGUAGAAAACUAUGAUAAGCUAUUAGAUGAAUGUUUGAGUGAAGAAGAAACAAAAGUAUUUCAGCCUGAACUAGUUUGUAUUAAACAAGAGGAAGCUUAUUGAUUUUGAUUGGUUUUACAGUUUUUUAUUUUGGGUUUUAUAUACAUAGCACUAUACAUGUAGUUGAAAACUUAUCAGUAAGAUUGAUUUUAACAUUACUAGUAUUUGGAAUUGUUGAGAAAUUUAAUUGUGACUAGAGUUUCAUGUCAUCCCUUAGGUUUCCUGCAUAUAUAAUUGUGUGCUAAUUAGGCAUUGUUACUUUUCCCAUUUACUUAACAGUGGUUCACUAUGUUUUUGGAAAAUGGUGUACAUUUGUGAUGCAUAGUAUUGAUAUCAUGUAUCGAAGGUUAAAUACAAAAUUCCUGGAUACUUUACAUUUUGCAUCUUAUGUAUCCUUUGUCUAAGUUCAUUUUUGUUUUAACUCAAAACCCAUAAUUUCAUAUGAGUUCUGUGUGGUCUGCACUGCACUCCAAUAGAUACCAUAGUGUAAAGAAAAAGGAUACUCUCCCUGACUGACCAUGAGUCUUGGAACCCUGGUACCACCACAGUGCUAAGUCAUUCCCUUGUGUCUUCAGCCAGAGCACACUUGUUGUUGCCCUAGUUAUGGAUAGUAAUAUUAUACUCAUUCACACUCACUUUUUCUCUUUGUCUGCUUUAUGGUGAAUAAUGAUGGUAAAUAGAUGGGUUGACUAUUUGAUAACAC
Macrobrachium nipponense is the source of this 3212-nucleotide messenger RNA. RefSeq names its product gastrula zinc finger protein XlCGF52.1-like. The record is from RefSeq and is a predicted model, not a curated record. Gene Ontology annotation, biological process: regulation of gene expression. The coding region runs from base 1340 to 2572 and encodes 410 amino acids. Lineage: Eukaryota; Metazoa; Arthropoda; Malacostraca; Decapoda; Palaemonidae. Gene Ontology annotation, cellular component: nucleus. The transcript has 3 exons.